UUGAAGUUUAAUAACUGAUUUCACGUAAAUGAAAAGCAAAAUAAAAGUAACUCAACCUGGCAGCAGCAAAUGAAACUAUCUGACAUUCAGGGACAUGCAUUUGGUCCUGUUUUGCAUGUCACAUGCAAACCAAAACAAAUUUUUGAAAUGGAUACGCACACACUGUCAAUACUUUGUAAAAGCUUUCAUUAUACAUUUUUGUGGUAUGUCUGUACAAACUUUGCUCAUCUAGAGACUGAAAUUUGCUUAUUCUUUUUAUCACAACAGUUAUUGCAUAGUCAGGUGCUGAACACAGUAUAGCCUUUUUUUUUUGUAUUGCUAGGAGUUUAUCAUGUUUCAAGUAGAAAUGUACAAAUGAUCACAGCUUAUUUUACUUCGUCUGAGCUAAUCUACCUCAAUUAACAGCAAAAAUGACCAAUCAGGAAAUCCUUUUGUAGUAAUUGCAACAGGCAAGAGCUAAAAAUAAUCCUUUGUUGGCUUCACUUGUAGUUUCAUACUGUCUCUGGCAUCUUAUUAUCUUUUCCAUUGACACUAAUAGCCUGAAACAUGUCAAAUAUAACCUAAUAUCCCUUGAUAUGAUAUUGAAUAGCUUUAAUCACAACAAAACAAUCAUUUGAUUAAAGAUUACAUGGUCUGAAAACAAACCAAGACAUGAACAUUCUCCAGCCUUUAUCAGGUGCACCCAUUCAUCUGCUUGUUGGUUGCCAAUCACUAGGUGGUCUCUGCUACAGGGUCAUACAGGUUAUACAAUCCUCAGACUUGCAAGCAUCGGUGACAAUGAAUGUUUUGUCCCCAAAGGACACCUUGUAGACGGGAAAAGCUGGGACCAAACUGUCCAAACUGCAGAUGGCUGCAGAUCAAAAACUUUAACAAUCUUAACAAAAGGCCUUCACAUUUCUUCACUGCGACCCUGUUAGGUGGAUGCCCACAAAAUUAGAUUAGGAACAUGGAGACCCUCUUUUAUGAGAUCUUUUCUUCGGGUGUUUGGACAAAGUGGACAAAGGAAGGAAAUCUGUGGUUUGAUCCAGUAAGUCUGGACGCCUCUAAGGGAGGAGAGAAAGGAGGAGACUGGAGGUCUGCGCCGAAUCUGACGUCAGGAUCAGUCUGCAAAGAUAAGCCGUGGGGCUCAACAUUAACUACAGAGUCCAUCCUUUCCAGGGAGGUGCUGGAUAUCAGAGGGGUUCUGGUGCAAAGUCUGGCGCAGAUCCGACACUAUGAGGGCAGCAGAUCAGAGCCGCGGUCUUCAGCCUCGCCACUGAACCGUCAAAAAGAGAAAAUGGGAAGUGCGAGUGAAGACCUGCUCGUCACACUCCAGAUCUUGCCCGGCUUCUUCUCCAACUGUCUCUUUCUGGCUCUGUACGACUCCGUAGUGCUGGUGAAGCGCGUCGUGACCCUACUGAGCCGGUCGCACUCCGCCGGCUGCGGAGAGUGGCGCCGCAUGCUGACAUCCGAGGGGCUGCGCUCCAUCUGGAACAGCUUCCUGCUGGACGCCUACAAACAGGUGAAACUUGGCUGUGAGGCACCAAACUCCAAGGUGGUGAAGGUUCCUGAUGGACCUCGGUGGAGCAGCACUGUUGUCCCAUAUGGGUCAAGGAUCCAGACUGGAGGUGAAUGUCGCCUUCUGGAUUUCGAGUCAUCAGAUCGCCCUCUGGUGGUGAACUUUGGCUCGGCCACCUGACCCCCAUUCAUCAGCCACUUGCCUGCCUUCCGGCAGCUUGUGGAGGACUUUAGCGACGUGGCUGAUUUCCUGUUGGUCUAUAUUGAUGAGGCCCAUCCUGCCGAUGGCUGGGUGGCCCCUCCCAUGGGGCCCUGUUCUUUCAGUUUCCGAAAACACCAGAACCUUGAGGAGAGAAUAGGAGCUGCACGCCAACUCAUCGAUCACUUUUCCCUACCGCCACAGUGCCAGCUAGUGGCCGACUGCAUGGAUAACAAUGCCAACGUGGCUUACGGGGUGGCAAAUGAACGAGUCUGCAUAGUGCACCAAAGGAAGAUCGCCUACCUGGGAGGAAAGGGACCAUUUUUCUACAACCUGAAGGAUGUGAGGCAGUGGCUGGAACAGAGUUACGGCAGACGGUAGGAGUUAUGAAUGACAUGACAGAGGACACAUGAAAACAGAGCCUCUUGGCUUUGUAUAAGGUAAACUGAAAAAAGUUUGUCAUAAAGAUGUCAGCCAUUGGGCUCUAAACAACUAUUUUCUGGAACUGCAGAGCACUUUUUUUGUUUUCAUACACACCAAGUGUGUUUUGUCCGCGUUUGUACCGAUUUGCUGCUGAAAAACAUGUUUUAAGAAGAAAAACACUAAUUUCCAAAUUUGAAAAUAUUUAAAAAAGAUUUUGUGAUUAUUUUUAGAAGGAUUGUAUAUUUUUUACAUCUUUGUUAGAUGUUUUUUGCACUAUUCCAACAAAUCAACUUUUAUCUGCACCUUUACCUUCUUGGUUUUCCAUGCAGGACAUGCUACAGCAAUGUUCUCAAUCAUGUUUUGAUAUAAAAUCAAAAUAGAUUUAAUGUGGCAGAAAUUUGACUCAAUGUGGCCUUUCCUUUUCAUCCCAUUGUUAUUUUAAAUGGGGUUCUUUCAUACAAUAACUGCAUGCAGAGGACAUUAUUCCAUUGGUUUAAAAAGCAAAUCUAGCUUAGGGCCACAGGUCUUCAUGGUUUGUCUGUAUUUUAUUUCCUAGUUCCACUACUUUAAUACCACCUCAGGGAUUCAGGAUGGUAAUUGUGUGCUUUUGGUUUCAUUCCAUGUGAGCUUAACUAAAACAUAAAGCCCAGCUUUAAUCUUAUCUGGCAAUUAAAACUUUCCUCCAGCUGACAUGAUGCUUUGCCGUGUUCACUAACAUUUAGAAACACUUCUACCUGCCUUGCUGUUUUGGAGCGAUUUCCACAGGUUGAAUUAUGCAGAAAGUUCAGGCUUUUGAAAUACCUCAAUACUGAGAAUUAUAUUUGGACUAGACUUGAUUAUGAGGAUCACCUUAAAAAAAGCUGUUUGUAAUUGGCAUUAUUUAGGCAUGACAAAAGCUAUUGGUACAUUUACUCAUCAGUUAUAGGUUGUACCACAUUUUUAUUUGACUAAGGGACUCCUUUUAAAUUAUUUGUCUUUUGAAUGAUUUCUGGGGGUUUGGAAAGAGAUUUGGUUGAAUUUUGGAAUUACAGCAUUACAUUAAGGUAGAUCCAACUUACCACUUUGUAACAUUUCAACAGUGGACGAAGACACUGCUGCGGCGCAAAAAUCCGUCUAAAAGUAGGUGAUCUUUACAGGGUGUUGGUGAGGCCAGGCAAGCAUGAAGAAGUGAGUGUGCUCCCCGUUAGAGAAGAAUGGAUCACGGAAAGUCAUGGAGGGUUUUGAGCAUGCAUGAAAAGUUAGAAUAGAAUAGAAACAGCUUUUAUUGUCCAGCAAAGGGAAAAUCAGGGGGAUAACAGCAGCAACAGACAUUAAGGGUUACUCAAAAAGUGAACAGAAGCAGAUUUUUCAGUUAACAUGGUGGACAUUUGUAGCUUGUGUUUUAUGCCAAGUAAAACCCAAAAUGCCAUUGGUAUUUAGGUGAUGGACAUCAAAUAUAAAGUUUAACAUAAGUUCUUUAGAAUAACU
Xiphophorus hellerii (green swordtail) is the source of this 3586-nucleotide messenger RNA. RefSeq names its product iodothyronine deiodinase 2 (gene dio2). The transcript is spliced from 2 exons. Lineage: Eukaryota; Metazoa; Chordata; Actinopteri; Cyprinodontiformes; Poeciliidae. The record is from RefSeq and is a predicted model, not a curated record. Gene Ontology annotation, molecular function: thyroxine 5'-deiodinase activity. Gene Ontology annotation, biological process: thyroid hormone metabolic process.